Lodderomyces theae is the source of this 1392-nucleotide messenger RNA. RefSeq lists its product as uncharacterized. NCBI's taxonomy places the organism in Eukaryota, Fungi, Ascomycota, Pichiomycetes, Serinales, Debaryomycetaceae. The coding region runs from base 1 to 1392 and encodes 463 amino acids. The record is from RefSeq and is a predicted model, not a curated record. The transcript has a single exon.
AUGUCUUCAACCACCGGCAAUCCAUCAUCAGGUACAUCAUCUGGUGUUCGUGCACACGAGUCCGGCAAUACGGCUUCAUUUCAGCCUAAAAUCGAGGAAAUUGUCGACGACAAUGAUGAUGACAAUGAUAACAAUGUUGCUAUUGGCGCUGAUAUUAAAGACAAAGAGAGUGAUGAAAUUGCAUUCUUGGAUAUCUAUAUCCGAUUCAAUCAAGAUCAAGAACGAGACUAUUGUUUCCAAAUCAAUACCAAGACGACAUUUGGCGAUUUGUUUAAAAUUUUCAAGACGUUGCCAAUUGCAUUGAGACCCAGUGUUUUUUAUCAUCCACAGCCAAUUGGGUUUCAGAAAUCUACUCAUCCGGGGUACUUGACCGAAGAUGGUAAUUUGUUGUUUGAUGAUGAUGCAGGUAAACAAGUGUCUUUGAUUAUCCCAAGUGAUGAAUUGGUUAAUGUUCACGUUUGGCCGGGACAAUUGAUUUUGCCAGUUUGGAAGUUUGAUUAUGUGACGUGGUAUAUUGUUCUUGGAUUGUUGGCUGGCUGGUUAUAUACCGAUUUGCCAGAUUUCGUUAGUCCUACUCCUGGUAUUGGGUUGACGAGCUGGGGUACCAAGUUUCUUGCUUAUCUUGCCAAAUUAGUUGGGUUUGUUAAUGUUGAACGUGAAUUGCUCAGGGACUUGGAAGAGCCAACUUCGAUCACGUUGCAAUGCUUUUUUUUCGGGUUCCAUAUUCUUAAAGUCAUUGUGCUUUUCUUGUUUUUGUUCACGGGAGCAUUCAAUCCAAUGAAGCUUUUCCGUUUACCAGGUGGUGUGAAAUUGGACGUCACUCAGGAAGAAUUGCUUGCUUUAGGAUGGACUGGAACUAGAAAAGCCACUAUUGAUGAGUACAAGGAUUACUAUAGAGAAACCAAGAUUAAAGAAUAUGGCGGGUUAGUACCAGCUCACCAAAAGGGAUUGUUCAACACCAUUAGACAUUUGGGUGUUCAUUUGAAGGAAGGUGAAGGUUUCAACACUCCAUUGACUAAACAGUAUAUGGAAGCUACUGUUAAGCAAUUGGAAAAAGAAGCCAAGGAAAACCCGCAAGAUUUCAAAUUACAUUUGAAUUACGAAUGGUUUGCCGUCUUGGGUUACACAUUUGCUAAAUUUGCCGAAGGAUUGGACACUAAACUGACUGCAGAGUUGAUUAAACAAUUUAGAAGAUAUGGAUUGUUUUAUAGUGAUGCUACUAUUAGAAAUAUUAUCAGUGCUAGAAAACAUCAAGAUCCUCAAGUUGCUCAAGAUAUUGCUGAUUUACCACAACCAAGACAAAAUACAGAGGCAAGUCAAGAACCUACUGAAGCUGAAAUUAAGGAGACUAUUGAUGAGGCUAUUAGACAGACCCAUGGCGAAUCGAAUUAA